Molecule: messenger RNA, 447 nt
Organism: Trypanosoma grayi
Lineage: Eukaryota; Euglenozoa; Kinetoplastea; Trypanosomatida; Trypanosomatidae
Exons: 1
Coding region: 1-447 (148 amino acids)
Biological process (GO): proteasome assembly
Source: RefSeq, a predicted model, not a curated record
AUGGAGACCGGCGCACCGUUGGUACGCUUCCGCCAGCUCUCCUUCACAUACGGAGACGGCGACGGCAGCUCGCUGCUGCACGUGUCGCAGCAGUGCUUUGCCGACUACAUCUGGGUUCUCGUCACGGAGGACGACACGUGUGCUCCCGGCGUGGUGCUGCGCUACGACCCGCAGGAGGCGGGCCCCAGCAGCAGCUGGGAGAGCGCAGACGCGCUGCCGUCGACGCCGUGCGAGUGUCUGUUGGGCUUGCGCGAUCACCCGCUCACGAAUGUCCUAGCGGGCGCCAUUGCGUACACGAUACAGCGCGAGGGCGAGCGGCGGCCGCUCCUGCUGUGCAUCAGUGUCACAAAGACAUCAAAGCGGCUACAGAGUGCGGCGGAUCGCAUGGCAUUCGUGCGGGAGGUGCGGGACAAACUGAUGUCACUCGCCACGGGAGAACAAGAAUGA